Exophiala spinifera is the source of this 1662-nucleotide messenger RNA. RefSeq lists its product as uncharacterized. The record is from RefSeq and is a predicted model, not a curated record. The transcript has 2 exons. The coding region runs from base 1 to 1662 and encodes 553 amino acids. Lineage: Eukaryota; Fungi; Ascomycota; Eurotiomycetes; Chaetothyriales; Herpotrichiellaceae.
AUGGCCUCACACCAGCGGCCCCUCAUGGGACCGCCAGAAACACCAAGCAGAGUCAUACAACAGUCUCCCAGUCUGUUCCCCAGUCUUCAGGUCUCUCCCGAGAUGUAUGCCCAUCAGUUCUCGGGACCAGCCACGGCACCAGCGUAUCCCAACCAGAGACUGUUCUGGGAUCCUGCUAGCAUUAACUUUGACGAAUCAAACCUACCUCAGCAGUACCAGGAUCAUUUUCAAUUCAGUCCUGCGAGUAUGAGCACAUCGUUCGCAUCUUCUUCGACGAUCGUACCAAGUUAUACUCCUCAGCUGUCCUUUCCUAUAUCCGAAGCCCAACCAUAUGACUUACCGAUGCUUCAAAGAUCGUCGAGCUAUUCUCAUUUUGGGGCUUCUGCGUAUCCCGCCCCUUUCACAACAUCGCCUCGGGUACUUCCCCCACAGAUCGAGAACCCCAGUAUGUUCUUAAGCUCGCCAGCCCGCAGGUUCGGUGCCGCGGAUCAGACAACCAAUCGUUUCAUGCACAAUCCCGUCCCGGAAAGGCCGGCAUAUGCUCAUCAGCUCGAGGAGUCUCGGCGUGAGCAAGAGUUGAAACGGCGGAGAAGCGACGUUAAACAGCCCUCUAUCACCCGAUCGGUCAUGGAGGCAUUAAAGCGUCCAGUUUCGCCCAAGAAGGAAAGUCGACCAGGCUUGAAAAGAAGCCUGACCCAUACUGGAGUUCGUGGAGAUCGAUCUUUAAAGCUCCAGCCAUCGUCCACGUUCGUCGCGCGUCGUUCACCAGCACCUCCGGACCCUGUGAAGCAACAUCGUCCCGGAAGGUCAUCGCCUCUGAAACAAGUGGCAGACCCUAUUCAACGUACGCUCACUGCCAGUCAGAUUGCAAGACGAGCCUCAAUGUCGCUCGCCAUUGACGAGAAUGGUGUUGCCAAAACAAUAGUCACUGAUCGCAGCUGCGGGACGGAUUCAGAUGUGUUGUCUGAAAGCGACGCUGAAUCAUUCGACGGGACAGAUCUUCACAUCCUCCACAGCAAGAUCAGUUCUUUUGCUUUUCCAGAGUCUGGAGAAGCGUACGACCAAUUCAACAGGUCAUAUAGUCAUACCAAAACCGACUCUCGUUCUACUGUCGCUUCGACUAAUUCCGCCAAACAGUCUUCGUGGCAUAGUUCUGCCUCUAACACGAGGAGUUCUGACGGUCAACAUGCUCGGCGGAAACGUCCUCUUCCAGGCACCGCUGAAAUGGACAUCUUGAUGGAAGAUCGACCCCAUGGCAAUGCUCAGCACGCGCUAAGAGCCAUACUUGAAGACCGCUCUCGGUCAAUGUCGUCGCAAGGGCUGAACCUCAUGCCACAGCUGCAUUCUUCACCGCCCUUACAACAAAGCCACUACGGAGCCUAUGGUGCAUCACCUACUACAGUCGCGGAUCCCGAGCUUGCCACGCCAAGCACUGAUAGGGAUAGUCUCGCUAGUAAUAUGAGUACAAGAUGUGUUUGCAACUCUUCGGUACUCGACAGCUCCGUGCCGAUGGUUCAAUGUGGCUUCAUACCACAUGCGUCGGAAUUGAUGGCCGACGAAUUCAAGAGGUCUAUAUGUGUGCCUUCUGUGUUCAGACGCCCGUACACCAGGGCCAUGGGUCAUUUCGGUCUUCUGCAGCCUUCCCCAUGGCCAGCCCCCUAG